ACAAUGUCCAUUUCCUAUUGCGGUCAUGGAGCUCACACAUGCUCCUGUUUAUUUAAAGCAUGUUCUGGCGUUUACGCUCGAUACUUUUUAGUUACUACCUGACAAUGUUUAGUAUUACUACCAAACAUUUCACUAUCGGAGACACUGUGGCAGAGAAAUAACCAAGUAAUCCUUUCCUGCUGGCUUGUUCUGUUUUUUGAGGACAGCUUUUCAGUAGUUAGCUUAGCCUAGCAUAAACAAACGCUGUUAAUAUGGACAUAGACGGUGGUCGGGACUUUCUGCUGACUCCCCCAAUGAAGACUGUGAGGUUCGGAGGUACUGUAGCGGAAACUUUGGCUAAAUACAAACAGGGAGACUUGAGUGAGUAUGAGCUGCUAAAGCAUCAACUGGCCGACCCUGAGAUUAAGGAUGCUCAGAUCAUAAACUGGCUGCAGGAAUUUCGAAGCUGUGUGACACAGCUCAAUAAGGACCACGAACAGCUCAUCUACACUGUAUUGAGAUUACCUUGGGUGGGUCGCAGUCAGGCUGUGGUGGAUGAAUACAUAGCCUUCCUCAGCAACCUGGUCUCGGCGCAGACCUUUUACCUGUGUUCCUGCCUCAAGAUGGUGGUGUCCCACUUUAUUCCCAAGAGAGUGACCAUCUGCGAAGAAGGAGUUGAUAUCUCUGAUUCAGACGAUGAAGAUGAGAAUCUCCCCAGACACUUUGACCAGUGUCACCAGGCAUUACAGCUCAUCUCCAGAUACGUCACAUCGACGAGUCGCUUUCUGAUGCCCAUUUUGCAGGAGAACUUCCCCUUUGUACAGAAGUCCUCCAGAGUUCUGGAGUGUUACGUGCACAACCUGCUGAGAGUAACCAUGUACAUCCCAUCCAUACGACGAGACGUCCUGGAGAUCAUCAUCAGUAAAAUGCUGAAAUUGGAUGUGAGUGCAUCGCGUUCAGACAUUGAGGAGGCAGAGGAGAGCACAGUGCACAAACAGCAGGAAGAGGAAGGACUCUUUGACAUGGAUGAGGACGUGUCGGGUGAUCAGCCUUCCAGGACUGGCAUGACUCACCCAAUGGCUGAGAGACUAGACUCACUCAUGGUCGUACUCUUGGCGUAUAUCAGAGACGUCUGCCAUGACAAUGGUUCCCUCCACAUAGACAGGACUAAGGAGCUCUACAAAGAUCUGUUGAGUGUGUUCGACAAAGUCAUUCUGCCAACACAUGCCUCCUGUCAUGUGCAGUACAUGCUGUUCUACCUGUGUAGCUUCAGACUGGCCCUGGCAGAGGCCUUCCUGGACCACCUGUGGAAGAUCCUGUUAAACCCGUCUCAGGCCGCGGUCCUCCGUCAGGCGGCUGCAGGAUACCUGGGCAGCUUCCUGGCUCGAGCCAAGUUCAUCCCUGUUCUCACAGUCCGGGCCUGCCUGGACCUGCUGAUCUCAUGGAUCCACUCCUACAUUGACAGUCAGGAUAGCAGCGACAAACAGACCUUCUGCGACAUCAGCCUCCACGGGCCCUUCUACAGCGCCUGCCAGGCGGUUUUCUACACCCUCAUCUUCAGACACAGGGCCAUGCUGGAUGGAAACAUGAAGAAAGGUCUGGAGUAUCUGCAGAGUCUGAACCUGGAGCGGGUGGUCAUGUGUCAGCUGAACCCCCUCAAAGUGUGUCUGCCUACAGUCACCAACAUGUUUGCUGCCAUCACCAGGAAGUACCAGGUUGUGUUCUGCUACAACGUCAUCGAGAGGAACAACCGCCUGGUUCUACCCGUCGUGCGUCGUUCUGCAGGCGGAGACACUGUGAGUGCCAACACCAACCCUCUGGACAGCUUCUUCCCCUUUGACCCCUACCUGCUCAAAAGGUCUGGUGUGUUGAUUGAACCGCUCUAUCAGGUCUGGGAGGAUCUGGCUGACACAGAAUUUGUGGCCUCCAAAAGUGGCCAGCAGGCCUCGAGGGACGAUGAGGACGACUUCCUGUGUGGGGUCACUCCCAACACAGAGGGCAUUAUGGGAAUGACACCCGGCUCCUAUGACUCCAGCCUUCGUAGCCCAAGCAGCGUGGGGUCACCGCCAGUCAGCUUCCAGAAAAUCUUCUAGUCCUGGACUGGACUGGACUGGUGAAGACAUGAACUCUGUCCACGCAUGAGGGUUCAGACCAGUUCCACUCGGAGGAUUCAGGUGAAUUAUCACCAUCAGACUGAGCCUCUAAGGACUAAUCAGUCUGGAUCCAGGUUUCACCUUUGGCUUCAUUCUUUAUUGGACAAACUUUGACCUCAAAUCAAACCAAACUUUUUUAGUAUCAUGAUGGCAGAUAAAUAUUUAUGUUAGGCAGUUAUGUCAUUUUAUUAAAACUGUAAUGAGUUUCCCAGAAUGCUCCAGAAUGGAAUCUACCAAAACUAAAGAAAACUAUAUUUUAUAUUUCCCUCUUGAAGACGACAUUUUCUAGCUGUUGAGGUUUUCAGUUGAUUAGAUUUCAGUUUGUCAGUUUCACCCAUCGUGUUGAGUAGUGUUUUAAACAUAUUGUUGGUUAUUUUUGUUUAGCGACUUUAAGGUGAACAUUUGUCUCCAUGGGCCACUUUUAUUCUGGUGUAGAGCUCAUUUACAAACAAAAUGUGUUCUACCAGCGCCUUGUGAUCAUGAUAAACAGUUUUGUUUUGUAAAAAUAAAUUAUACCUUAAAUAAAUAAAAAUCAGAUUUGUGUGGACA
This is a messenger RNA of Sphaeramia orbicularis (orbiculate cardinalfish), 2681 nucleotides long. It is a transcript of the gene rrn3, whose product is annotated as RRN3 homolog, RNA polymerase I transcription factor. Gene Ontology annotation, cellular component: nucleus. Lineage: Eukaryota; Metazoa; Chordata; Actinopteri; Kurtiformes; Apogonidae. The transcript has 17 exons. Bases 252 to 2072 code for a protein of 606 amino acids. The record is from RefSeq and is a predicted model, not a curated record. Gene Ontology annotation, molecular function: RNA polymerase I general transcription initiation factor activity; RNA polymerase I core binding. Gene Ontology annotation, biological process: transcription initiation at RNA polymerase I promoter.